GGCAUAUAUAACAAGACUUCCAGCCUAUUCGUAAACACAACAGUGUUCGGAAGUGAAUAUCGAGCAAUAACAUGACUGUAUUGGCCAUUUAAGAAGAAACUUUAUUUCAUUCCUCCUCAACAUGAAGCGCCUUUACCUGGUGGAGCCGGUGGUGGCUCUGUAUGCUUUUAGCAGUUUUCUCAUCUACCCGCUGGUCCAGCAGUAUGUGUACAGGAGGCUCUGGCAACAGCUGACCAACACUCCCUAUCCCGUCUCGGACAACUCUUCCAGAUGUGCUCCAAGUAACAGCAGCAGCAAUCAGACCGACUUCCAUAAGGAGGUGCAGAAGCAGACGUCUCUUUUCUCCCUUUACUCGGAGCUACUCUCCACAAUCCCAUCUUUGAUCGUUACUCUUGUGCUGGUGGCCUAUAGUGACCGGGGCGGACGCAAGAUCACCAUCAUUAUGCCUCUGAUCGGCACACUGAUAUAUACCAGCACCUUCCUGACUGUGUCCUUCUUUGAGCUCAACAUCUACCUUCUCAUUGGCUCUUCCUUUCUUAGCUCUCUGUUUGGGGGUAUAAGCACUUUCCUGGGAGGCUGUUUUGCCUAUAUAGCGGACUUGUGCCAAGACGACCGGCAGAAGACGCUGCGAAUGGCCGGAGUGGAUAUGAUGAUUGGACUGUUGUCUGGAGUGGCUGCGAUAUCUACAGGUUACUUCCUGAGAGCCGCAGGCUUUAACUGGCCUUUCUUAACUUCAGCCCUGUGCCAGUGUUUGAUCCUAGUCUAUGCAAUUUUUAUCCUGGAGGAGACUGUAAGAAAGACUCCCGCUGAUGGCAGUGAUAUUGACGGGUCUCCUCAGCGCCCUGGAUUGAGACAGUUGAUCUUUGGGCUCUGCCAGAUCUUUGCAAGAGCAAGCUACAAGUGUAAAAUAGUCUUAGCCCUCCUGAUGAUCAUCUUCACCAGCUUCACCUUCACCUACAUUGGAGGCAUCUCCUUAGUGACACUAUAUGAGCUGAACGAGCCACUGUGCUGGACUGAGAUUCUGAUUGGGUAUGGCUCAGCACUGUCCACCACGGUGUUCCUCACCAGUUUUCUGGGAGUGUCGGCAUUCACAUACUGUGGAGUCCCGCAGCUGCUGAUCGUUGCAUUGGGGAUCUUGUCUGUGCUGUCAGGAUUGAUCAUGAUGGCGUUUGCAAAAACCACAGUUCUGAUGUUUUUAGCAAGGAUCCCCAUGCUGCUGUCCAUAAUGCCUUUCCCUGUUCUCCGCUCGGUAAUAUCAAAGAUCGUCUCCAAGUCUGAGCAAGGAGCCCUUUUUGCUUAUCUUUCCUUUCUGGAGAGUAUAUUUAAUAAUGUUGGAUCUGCAGUCUUCAAUAGUAUCUAUGCUGCAACGGUGGGGUGGUACCCGGGCUUUGCCUUCCUCUUAGCUGCGGGAUUCUGUGUCAUUCCUUUAUCUGCAAUUGUUGCAGUGGCUUUUAUCGGAGUGGAUGUUACCACUGAACCCAUAAAGUCAGAAGAUGGAACCUCUGAGGAGGACGGCCAGGCUGAGAAGGAGAACGACACCAGUCCUCUUCUCAGCUCUCCUUCUGUUAACACCUCAGCUGGACAUUGUUAACGUAUUUACCUUUUAAGUAUGUCAGUAACUUCAGUUUUCCGGGUUGAUACCACAGGAAAGUGUAAUAUUUUGUUGUUAAAUUAGUUUUGAUGUAGUGCUUCUUCUCUUUGCAGGAACUUUGUCAGUUUUAUUUUUCAUGCUAAAUACCAUUUCAAAGGGUUGUAGGCUGUGCCAUGAACACUGAAGUUCUCUGUCCUAGAACAUCUAAUGACAAAAAUAUGCUUAAGAAGGAGAACGUGAGCUUAUCAGGGGAAUAUAUGUGUGCUGUGUCUGAAUAUUUUUAAAACUUUUGAUGAAUUUAUAUAUGGUGUAAUUAAUUGUUUAAUAAUUCCAUCUUCUAAUUUACUUUUCACCUUUUAACUGUUAGCUAUUUUUUGAACAAUUUUCACCAAAAUUCUAGCACUGCCUAAUUUUCAUAAAGUUUGAAGUAACUGAUCACAUUAAUUAACAUUUUACAAAUACCGUAUUUUUCGCCCAAUAAGCCACUACUUUUUUCCCACGCUUUGAACCAUGCAGCUUACAGCCCGGUGCGGCUUUUCUGUGGAUUUUUCUUUAACCGCCACGGGGAUCUUCAGCAUGAAGUGACUCAUUAGAAGUCAAAAUUGGAAAUCGAAGAAAGCGCUAAUUUUCAUUUACACAAGCACAUUCUAGCAGCAGGCACAGCAGAGAAAUGUUUUUCAACUCAUACCCCCUCAUUAUGAAAACCACACAAAGAAGUUCAUAUGAUGCUUUUUUUUAAGUUGAAGGCUAUCGAUCAGGUGGCACAUAACAGACGCAGGACUGUGUCCUUAAUGGCAGAUUUAUUAAGGAAAACCGAGCGGCGGAGAUACCAGCGCCUUACAGCCCGGUGCGGCUGGUAUGGUUCCAGUUUUUUUUUUUUUACUUUAUGGGUAUGGCUUAUAGUGAGGUGCAUUCUAUAGUCUGGAAAGUACGGUACUCAGGACACAAAAAAUAAUAUUGCCAAAAAUCUUCCCUGUUAACUAAUGUCAAAAUGCUUUGUUGCAGAAUGUAUUAAUUUGUCUUGGGUUAAAAUGGUGUUAUUCAUUGUUUUAUUUAAACCAGAAAAGGGCCGGUUUGACUGAUUUUUGCUGGUUUUUUAAUUUCAUAUUUUGUAAAUGGACUGUACUUGUGUAGCACUUUAAGUAGUCCAGUCCAGUGGACUCCAAAGUUCUUUUUAUUACAAGUUACAGCUGCCUGGAAAAAUCUGAUUGAAGCUGCCAUUCAAUCUGCACCACCACCUCUGACUACCACAAGUAGGCAAGGCAGGUGAAGUGUCUUGCCCAGGGACAAAGUGAGUAAUAGACUGGGGUUCGAACCCUCAUCCCUGAGCCACUGUCGCUCUUUGUGAAACAUGUAAAAGUAUGUUUCUUUUCAAAAAUAUUUGCACAAUCAGUUAUGUGUUAAUUUGUCUUUUUGUUGUUUUUUUUAUUAUGUGUAAAAUUAUGAAAAAUAUAAAAGUAAAUAAUAUUUAAAAAAAUUGACACGAGAAGAUUAAAUUAAAAGGGAAACAAACCCUUGAAUUUUUAACAUGUAUUUAUGUUGAUAAGCUAGUAUGUAUUGGGAAGUGAACAUUUUAAUGAGGCAGAGAAUGCUUCUUAUGUUUCUCUAAAGAAAACUUGCUCAUUAGGUGAGCACUUUACAUCUUAAUUAGCGGUGACACAGAACACCAUUAAUUAAGAUCUGGUAUCUGACAAUGAGAACUAGCAAAAUGUGUUUUUUGACUGGGAGGCAGUGACUUGAAAUAGAAAACUGUUACGAGGGAGCUAAAAUGUAGGUCAGUUCAGAAAUAAAUACUUGUGGUGUGAAAGUUAUAAGAUAUAUUAGUAUUGUGUGAUUUGUAAUCUUUUCAACAUGGAAUAAAAUCUGUAGAAAUAAGGUUAAGUUUCCAGAGACAAAUCCAAGUUCACAAGAAGAAAAGAAUCAAUGCCACAGGACUGAACCUUUGAUUUUAAAUAUUACCAAAAGGUAGACAUUCUAAAGCAGUUUUUUGUAGAUCAAGGUUUCAUUGAUAAAAUUAAUAUUUUUGUAUCAAAAUGCACUUUAUAUUAGUUAAGGUGUCUUAAUAAAAUGAACAUAUAAAAAAGUUGUUUGUCUCUUUAAAUAUGUCCAGAAGAAUCAAUUGGAGCUAAACUAUUUUUCAAUUUUGUGUUGGUCAGUUUUUCUCUUUUUGGUAGGAUCUCAGCUGUUGCCAGACACAUUUGAAGUUGAAUCUGUUCAACAAUAAAGUGCUGUUUAAAAGAGCUUUAAAGAAGGUUUUCUUAGAAGGUUUCUUGAAAGCUUACAAAAAUACUGGCAAUAAGCAACUUUCUUGAAAGUUUACAAAAAAGUUGCUUGAAAGAAAAAUAUAAAUACUGGUACAAAUCUGAGAACAGUCCACAUUUGUCUUGACCUCCGGGAACGUGACAGUAGCUCACAACAGAAUUGCCUAUUUCAAAUAACAUCCACAAAAAAGUAAACUGAGGUGACCCAGAUCAUAAAAAAUGCUAUACCCAACACUGAGCACAUGAGAUCAUAAAGCCAGUUAAGCUACUGUUUAGAUCUUGUGCCCUGCUAUGCAACUUUGAAUUUUAAGAAUUUCAUUUGAUAUUGCAACCAAGAUCUAAUUUCCAUAAAACCUCUCUAUAUUGUUAAUACAAAAUGUCCACACCCAUCAAUGAACUUUAGAAUUUUCCUUUUUGUGUAAAACUUUCAGGCAUUUAAUUUAACUUUUUAGGAAUGUCUUUUUACAUAAACUUUCCUCAUCUUGUUCUUUUUAUUCUCAUUCAGUUAGCCUUUUCUGGGUGAGUUUUUAUAUGAGCCACUAGGUGUCAGUCUUUGUCCACCCAUCUAGCAAUACUAGCUCAGUUGGUGAAAGUGCUUCUCAUUUGAAAAAUCCCUUGUUGCAUCUUAUCAUAGCCUUCAACGUUUGUGAGGCUUUUCUUCCAUGACACAAUGUAAGUAUUAAAGUAUAUGUGUUGUAUGGAUGAUAAAUGAGCAAAAUAAAUGCAUUCAAGCCGUAUA
Molecule: messenger RNA, 4591 nt
Organism: Poeciliopsis prolifica (blackstripe livebearer)
Lineage: Eukaryota; Metazoa; Chordata; Actinopteri; Cyprinodontiformes; Poeciliidae
Gene: slc46a3
Product: solute carrier family 46 member 3
Exons: 6
Coding region: 122-1591 (489 amino acids)
Biological process (GO): vacuolar transmembrane transport
Cellular component (GO): lysosomal membrane
Molecular function (GO): transmembrane transporter activity
Source: RefSeq, a predicted model, not a curated record